Molecule: messenger RNA, 826 nt
Organism: Symbiodinium sp. CCMP2592
Lineage: Eukaryota; Dinophyceae; Suessiales; Symbiodiniaceae
Source: the annotation of a GenBank genome assembly
AUGGCCAACAGCACAGCAUGGUCCCAAAAAGGGCUGGAGACCUGGUUCUCCUCUGUGUGUGACGAUGGCCAGCAAGCCUGGCAGGUCGUACGGGACGAAGGAGACGCCUACAUCAUUCUUGAAGAUGAAGGGUGGCUCCAGCUUGACUUGAAGGGCCAAGACUUGCCAGCUGAGUGGCAGGAACGGUGCCCAGAUGACGGACAGACGCACUGGCUCUAUUACAAUAGGUCGCCAGUUCGGAAGGCCGUGCAGUUGGAGACCAGCGGCACGUGUAUGGACCCCAACACAGAGGAGAUCAGGUCCUUCAGGCCAGGUGACAUGAUGGUGCGGGCUGGCGAGAACAACUUGUAUUCGAUGACCUGUGCGGUUUUCGAUGAGCGCUACGGUGUUAUAGGCGACGAAGAGGCUUACGAUAAAUACAUCCAUGAGCUGCAGGAGGCUAGGAAGGAAGCCAUGAAGCGUUACGCUGCCAUUGUGCCGAAGCAGAAGAGCAAGCUGGCUCGUGCAUCGGCGGUCCAACGUGACCUGGAGUUGGAGGACCAGGAGGAUACACUCGUGGCGGUUAAAAAGGUCCUGGGCGAGCGCCUGGUUCCAGCGGCUGCGCCGCGGCUCUUGGCGGCUGUUGCCGGCCUCAGGCUGUCAAUAGGAGUGGAUGCGACACCAUCCGACAUGAUCGCGGCUGUUGAAGCUGCCGUUCGCGAGAGCGCACGUGCCGUGCCUCCGAAAGGUACCUUGGCGGCGCUUCCACCUUUGUGCGCACGCCAGGUCUUGACCCGCAUCUCGCUACUCUUUGCCGCUUUGGUCAGCCAUUUGGUGACCAACGAAG